This is a messenger RNA of Magallana angulata, 1286 nucleotides long. Its product is annotated as 15-hydroxyprostaglandin dehydrogenase [NAD(+)]-like. Gene Ontology annotation, cellular component: cytoplasm. The coding region runs from base 141 to 923 and encodes 260 amino acids. Gene Ontology annotation, molecular function: oxidoreductase activity, acting on the CH-OH group of donors, NAD or NADP as acceptor. NCBI's taxonomy places the organism in Eukaryota, Metazoa, Mollusca, Bivalvia, Ostreida, Ostreidae. The transcript is spliced from 7 exons. The record is from RefSeq and is a predicted model, not a curated record.
UCUACCCAUUUCAUUGACAAAACGAGAUAACUCUAAUAUAUCGACACGCAUCUCGACCCAAAAUGUUUUAUUCGCCGACAACCAGACCAGGCAGUGGAAAGAUUUUUACAGCGCGUUAGGUAUACAGUGUGUGUAUAAAGAUGUUACUGGAAGGUAAAGUUGCCCUGGUGACGGGAGGGGCGCAGGGUCUGGGCAAGGCUUUCUCCGAGGAACUACUGAAGAACAAAGCGAAGGUCUGUAUAUGCGAUUUAAAUACAAAGACUGGAGAGGAAACUAUCCGAGAAUGGAACUCUAAAUAUGGAAGCAACGCCGCCAUGUUUCUACGCUGUGACGUCACUAAUCAUGAUCAAUUUGAAGAUGUGUUUAAGCUGACGAUCGCUCGGUUUGGGGGAUUGGACAUUGUCGUCAAUAACGCUGGGGUGAAUCUGGAAAACGAGUCCUGGAGAACGACCAUCAUGGUCAACGUGAUUGGAGUCAUAGAAGGGACCAAACUGGCAGACAAAUACAUGAGCAAGACUUCCGGCGGUCGAGGGGGCGUGGUCGUAAAUGUAGCUUCUACAGCAGGUUUGACCCCGGUGUUCUUCAUGCCUGUGUAUGUAGCCUCCAAAUACAGUGUGGUUGGAUUCACAAGAAGUGUUGCUAUGAAUCCUGAUGUCGGGAGGAGCGGCCUGAGGUUUGUCUGUCUGUGUCCGGGAUUUACCGACACUUCAUUGCUGUCCUCGGGACUGAAGAGUGAAGGAAUUUCCGGGAAUAAACUCGUGGAAGAACUUUUAACAAGCACGGGCGUAAAUACGGUCGAGUUUGUUGUCGAAGGUUUCAUGCAGCUACUUUUGACCGACGACAACAAUGGCGGAGUUAUGGUCGUCACCAAACAGCGCGGCAUCCGGUACCACGGCCGGCAGCGUAAGGUCAACAAACUGUAGACCACCGCCGCCAGCCACAGGAGGACAUGUGCCCGCCGCCAACCACCGACAAGUGCAUGCCGCAAAUUACGAAAGGAAGGCUUUGUACUUUUUGCGUGCCGCAUAAUGGACUUAGAACAGCUGUGAUAUUAAUCAAAUUAUAGAAAUAAACGUUAUUGAUGAUGAUGAUGAUGAUGAUGAUGAUGAUGAUGAUGAUGAUGAUGAAAAUGCAAUGAAUAACAUUUCUUUUUAUCAACAUGACCAUCUGGGAUACUUCAAAAAAAUAUCUUUUCAUAUUUGUUGUACUCGCAUUUAAUUAUCGUGUUUUUUUUAACGCAAUUUGAAGGACAAUUUUGCAUAAUAUAAAAUGGAUUUUUAAAAUUC